AUGCUGGUAAAUGUAGUUACCAAAAGCGUCAAAAAUGGUGGAUGUUCAGCCUCCGCCUUUCCGAACCCUGGACGAUUUUGUGCUGGGUUCGGCCCGGUUCUCAGUGCCUGAUGUCCGAAACUUAGAUCGCUGGAACCACCGCAUCAUUAACAACCUGCUGUACUACCAGUCCAACUAUUUUGCCUCCGCCGUGGUAUUUCUGAUCGUGGUCGGGUAUUUCCAACCACUCCAGCUGAUUCUCGGGGCAACAGUUGUGAUCCUUCUGUUCUUGGGGUUUGUCUGGGUGGCUGAAAACAAGGCCGUAAUCCGGCGAUUCCGGAGAAAUCAUCCAUCGCUUGCCCUGGCUGCAAUUUUGGGCUCUAGCUACCUUCUUCUCUAUGUUUUAGGAGGGGUAGCUGUUUUCCUCUUUGGCAUUGCCUUCCCCAUUUUAAUGAUUCUUAUCCAUGCUUCAGUGAGACUCCGGAGCCUUAAGAAUAAACUGGAGAAUAAGCUGGAGAGUAUAGGAUUGAAGAGGACUCCUAUGGGUCUGCUGCUGGAGGCACUGGGACAGGAACAAGAGGCUGGAUCAUAGCUGCAUUAACUAUUACAUAUUUGAGCUAUCGCUCACCCCUUCUGGAGCUUCUCGCGUGUCCUUAAAAUAUGUAUGGAAACAGAUAUUGGCAAAACAUGUAUGGCAUGUAGCUGAAGUCUCUCAGAAAUGUAGGAAGGGCCCAGUGGACAUGAUUUAAUUACGAUGCAGUAUAUGAAGGAUAGCCAAAAGUAGAGCAAGAAGUAAGAUUACAGGAUCAGCUGUGUAUAACUAUAGAUGCCCAAAUAUAAGAACAGCAAUAUAUGUAGGUUCACAUUUUUGCAUCAUUCUAUGGAUUUAAUUGUGCCUAUACUUUAUUCCAUCCCUAAAUGUGUUUUCUGUGAGUUUGAUUUUGUGGAUCGUGUUUAAAGGAUGUCUCUUUGCCAGUUUGUUACUUGACCAAAUAUAAUUUUUACUGAUUGUUUUGAGUUUUAUUUCAUGUUUCAAGUUGUGCCAUGCCACAAGUUCUUUGCACUCUUACAAAGUGCCAAGGUGAAGACUUCUCUGUCAUUGCAACACAAAAGAGUGAUCAAGAAUAUUAAUCAUGUUUCCAUUUAUGUGGAUUGCACAAAAUGUGUAUGUAUUUUUUGGCAAAAUGAUCGUAUUUUAAGGAGAGAUAUGAAGUCUAGUCAUAUACAUAUGCUAUCUAAGAAACAUUUAUCUUAGUAUCUUUGAAAGUGUAACCGAACACAGAUUUGGGUGAUUCAGAGAAAUUUGGCAUUAUGCUCAUUCUUACUUUGAGGUUUUUAAUAUGGUUGAAAAUCAUUGCUUAAUUGAUCAUUCCUUCAAAAAUGAAGGCAUUUGUAUUUCCUGCAUGUGUAAUGUUUACAACAUCAGCUGCCUUGAAUAUUCAGGAAAUGCUCGUCCAUUGCAAUGGUUAUAAUAAACUUUCAUAUAU
Carassius carassius (crucian carp) is the source of this 1466-nucleotide messenger RNA. RefSeq names its product PRA1 family protein 2-like. The record is from RefSeq and is a predicted model, not a curated record. The transcript has 3 exons. The coding region runs from base 35 to 571 and encodes 178 amino acids. Gene Ontology annotation, cellular component: membrane. Lineage: Eukaryota; Metazoa; Chordata; Actinopteri; Cypriniformes; Cyprinidae.